Molecule: messenger RNA, 807 nt
Organism: Oryza sativa Japonica Group (Japanese rice)
Lineage: Eukaryota; Viridiplantae; Streptophyta; Magnoliopsida; Poales; Poaceae
Source: RefSeq, a predicted model, not a curated record
AACAGCGUAGAAAAACUUAAAAUGAGUAGCGCGCACACACACUUUCUUUCUCUCACCCCAGCUGCUCCAUUUUGCGAAGCUACAAAUCGGAGCUAAGCUAAGCUAUCCAACGCCCUCAUCAAGAACACCCAGAUCUCCAGCCAUUUUUGCGAGAUGCAUGGCUACUCCAACCUCGCCUGCUCGUCGUCGUCUCCUCCUCCGGUGGCCGCCGCCGGCAACGGCGCCGGGUGCAGGGCGAGGCGAUCGCUGGAGCUGACCAACACCAAGGAGACCAACGCGUGGGAAGGGCUGGCCAUCGGGGCGGUCACCCUGGCCAGGACAUUCUCCACCGGCUCCCACAGGAUCUCCUCCUCCUCCAGGUCCGGCGCCGGCGAGAGGGUCGGCAGGACGGCCGGCGGCGGCGGCGGCCUCCCCGGCGCGGUGAGGAGGGCCUUCUCCAUGCGGAGGCACCCCGCCGGCCUCGGCAAGGGCGACGGGUACUACUGGAGGAUCCACGACAACAUGGACGGCGACAGUGACGACGACGGCGACAAUCCGGCCGCCGCCGCCGCCGAGGAAGAAGAGAGGGACAAGAAAGAGCAGCUAGCUGAAUCCGCCGACGAGAAGAAGAAAGAGCAGCUAGCCGAAGCCGCCGACGAGAAGGUGUCGGUGACUGCGACGGCGACGCCGAAGAAGAAGAAGGGCGGCAGAAUCAUGAAGGCUUGCAAGAAGCUCCUCCGGCUGUAGUAACAAUCAACUGCAAGUGUGAGUGUGUGCGUCAAUCUGUAAACCUUGCUGAUAUAUUACUGCCGCGUGUUCCGAGAAUGA